AUGGCAUCCAGGGAAACAACACCUUCAGAUCUGGGUGAAGAUCUCCAGCCCAUCAGGUUCCCAGCAUAUGUCAGAAAGGCAUUCAGAUUGGAUUCUGUCAGAACACCAGGGGGGCUGAACAUCCAAUUUGAGCAACUCCUUUUAGAAGGCAAGAAUGAUGAUGGCAGAUAUUACAAGCUUGAUACUGCAGACAUGAAAACCAACCUGUCUGGUGAUGAUGCAGGCAUCUCCCUCCACAGGGACUUUGACUCUAUCAUUGGGUUCUAUCAGGGGUUGCCAUUAUUCGACAGUGUGGAGCUUUCCCUUGUCCCUCGUCCUAUGGAUUCUCUCUCUGGUUCCACCAAUCUGCAUGUGAAGCUUCCAGAUCAUCUAUUCGAGAUUGAUGGCAAGCUGGUGGGUGGGAAGCGUCUGGUUUCUGCUGCUCUGCUAGGUGAACUGGUGGAACAUAUGAGAGAUUGCCUGGAGAGGAAGAAGGAACGCUUCGAAUGGGCUCGCAGCUUCUUCUUUGGCCUUGAGAUCAAGGGAAUCAAACUCAGCACCACACAUCCUGUCCCUUUUAACAAUGGCACAGAGGAAGGGCAGGGUUCCAGUGAAGAGGAUCAAGAGACGAUCUUCAGACAACUUAUCCUGGGGAUGUUUCACAGUGGACUCACAUCUCUAGAACAGCAAAGCACGUGGGUGGAUGUGGGGCUCGAAAUAAGCAGGAAGGCCCAUGUCCUUGCCACAGGGUAUCAGGGGGAUGUGGAAAGACAAUGGACACAGCCUGGAAGGGAGGGGUAUUUCUGCGACAUUCAAGCAGGAAUCCUAUCUCUGGCUGGAGGACGUUGUGCAUUGCCUCAUCUCCCCCGCUUACCCAUUUAUGCACAAUGGUAUGCGUCGGAGAAGGGGGUUUGUAGGAGAGCUGACAGGUUUGACCCUAUGCUGGGAAUCACGAAAAAGAACGUGUUUGGAGAAAAAACCAAGGAUAAACUGAGAGUGGAAUUCGAUAAUCUGGAGGAAGUGUGGAAUUCAGCUCAUCAUGAGAGGACGGAAGGGACGGCAAGAUUGGAGAUACGCGUUCCCCUUCGAAAAGCCAAAAAUUCCCUGAGAACAGUGACAAAGGAGUUCAUCGAGCAGUGCACCAUCUCAGCUUUCAAGCUUCUGAUGGCUCGUGCAUGUCGUCAGGUCAUUGAGGCUCAGAUGAAUGGGACCCCCCGGUCUAGACUGGCACGACAUGCUCUGGAGCUCAGUGCUGCACUCACAUGGCGGAUCAACAUGCUGAACAGGAGACCAGCAGCAGGUUCAUCAGAGCACCAGCUCAUGUGUGCUUCCCUCCCUGUCACCGACAACUUCUCCCACCCAGAUCUGUUAGAUGGACGUGACAGGAAUCCAUGGAGGGCGCAGGCGGAAAAUGAAGAAUACCGCCCAUUUGCCUCGGGAAAUGUCAUCUGGUUCAGGGACAUCGAUUACAACCUGAACAUGACAGAUGAUUGGCAUAGGCCAAUUUCCCCUGGAUUCAAAGCACGAGCCACACUUGGAUUGGGACGGCGUCGGCUACUGCUGGAUCGGUAUCUCAAACACCUCUCCGGCUUUACCAUCGACGAGCUGGAAAGAAUACUUUCAACUACCCCCUACAUCACACCACCUGCACCUUUCCGUCUACCAAGACCUAACCACACACUUCCACCAGAUCUGCCGGAAUCACUAGAUGAGCUGCUAGCAAAUGCUCAUAUCAAAUUGAAGGAGAGCGCUACCAAGCACCUGAAGGAUUCUUUCCCCAACUCGGAUAACAGUGAUGGGGUCCCUCAGCUCGUUCAAGGGACCACGAACCUGGUAUUGACCAAGAAUAUCCAGCAGAUCCUCGACUUUUACUUUUCCAACGUGCUGCAGACCAUCCCUGUCCCCCAGACGCAAUCCCCAGAGCUGUUCUACCAUACUGUCCGUAAUCCAGACAGUCCAGUUGCACACCCUGGUAUAGGGUACUUUAAAGAACCGGAUCUUUUCCGCAGUGGAUUCACCGGAGCUCACAUCAGGAAGCGCAACCCCCCAGAGUUCCAUGUAGCGUUCCAGCUCUCUUUCCCACCAGCUGACCUGAAAUGGGAAGAAGCAAGGAUGAAGGGGACAUACAAUAGGGAGAGGAGAGGAGGCCAGCCCAUGAGAUAUGGGGAUGAGAGAGAGCAAGGGUUGAUAGAGUACAAAAAUGGUGGUAGGGGUUGGAAGCGGCAUUCGUUUCAUGCUGCCUGGUGGGAAUUCAUCCGGAGAUUCGACUAUACUGGUGGCGAUCGUAUUAGGGAGAAGGUCUGGAAGAAUGUGUACUCCAAACUUGUUUGGGCACCCUAUUCUGACCUUUCACGAAUGUGGUACACAACAUCCAACGCCAAAAGUGCAGAGACCUUCCCUGCAGAUAUGGCAGUUUCAAUUUCAUUUUUCAUGAUCGGAGAGUGGGAGAGCCACUCUGGCCUUGGGGCCCCAGGGAAGCAAGACAGGGGCCAGCUGGAUCGUAGUGGGGUCCCAAAACUCAGCUAA
This is a messenger RNA of Cantharellus anzutake, 2505 nucleotides long. RefSeq lists its product as uncharacterized. The record is from RefSeq and is a predicted model, not a curated record. Bases 1 to 2505 code for a protein of 834 amino acids. The transcript has 5 exons. Lineage: Eukaryota; Fungi; Basidiomycota; Agaricomycetes; Cantharellales; Hydnaceae.